Molecule: messenger RNA, 1509 nt
Organism: Talaromyces marneffei
Lineage: Eukaryota; Fungi; Ascomycota; Eurotiomycetes; Eurotiales; Trichocomaceae
Exons: 4
Coding region: 1-1509 (502 amino acids)
Source: RefSeq, a predicted model, not a curated record
AUGUUCUUUUAUGAGAGAACAGUGCCAGCAUUAGCGGGUAUCUCUGGAUCCAUAUUCUGGAACAUAUUUGUGCUACAACUCAGCCAGCACGAGAAAUCUGUUUGGCAUGCUAUAAUUGCUUUGGGGUCGCUGCAUGAAAAGUUCGUUGAGAAGGAGCAGAAUCUCACAGGGCUAGGCUUUUUACGGCAUGAACUGGAUGCGUUUACUAUUCAUGAAUACUCGACCGCGAUCAGGGCCUUUUUGAAACCGUCUGGUAUGACGAACGAUAAGAUCACAGCCGCCGGCGGCUUUGGAAAUAUCACUGUGGAUGUGUGUUUGAUAUCUUGCAUUUUGUUUACAUGUUUUGAGAUCCUCUCCGGUCACUAUACCUCCGCUGUCAAUCACAUUCGAAGUGGUAUCAAAAUCCUCCGAGAUGUCUAUUACGAUGCUCGGUGUGGAAUCUUUCGGCAUCCACAUUUGCUUCCUUCUACGGUGUCAAGCCUUGAAAUAAAAAGUAUUCGCGGGAUCUUCAUAUAUCUGCACAUGCAAGCUUCGACCUUGACUCGUGUCGAGGAGGUUCAUGUUCCAGCACAUCGACCUCUUGAAGUACCCGAGACAGCACUCAACUUCCCAUCAGAUUUUCCAGAAUCCUUCAACUCCAUAUCGGAAGCAGCCAACAGCCUCUCUGCACUCAAGCGCAGUUACAUCAUACACUAUCGCAACAUUAUGCAAGCUGUAUCAAUUGGCAAGGCCCCUGAGAUAUCUGAAUAUCUAUUCCAACAAAUCGGACUAUCCUUUCCUCGAUGGUGCGCCGCUUUUUCCCGGUUCGAAGAGUCACGAAGGCACUUGUCUGCUGGAGAACAGAUUGGGAUAAAGAUUGUAAGGAUUCACCAACUGCAUAUGGUGAUGUAUUACGAGUACGCGAGGGCGAACGAAAGGGCUAUUCAUAGGAACGAACGGUCUCUGUUUUCCUGGGACGACUACAAUAACCAGUUCGCUGAGAUUGUUACCUUGACGGGUUCGGUGGUUAAGAUUGCCCAGAUUUUAUCGGAAGGCAAUCCAAUUCCAAUACAACCAUUCUUCUGUCUUGAUGACGGUAUACUAGCGCCGCUGUAUGAAGUUGCUACCCUCUGCCGCGACCCAGUGAUUCGUCGAAGAGCAGUAAGCAUCCUGCGUUCGGCGCCGCUCCAAGAAGGCCUGUUUAAUAGCCAUCUCCUCGCGAUGGCAGCUGAGAAAGCCAUCGCCAUCGAGGAAGCGGCAGCAGCAGCAGCCGGUAGUUCUGCCGGCGGCGAAGGUGCUGUUCUGGACUAUAGCUGUAUUAUCGAAGCUGAAUCCAAAACACAAAUUCCUGAAACCGCAAGGGUGAUUACCCAAAGCUCCCAAGUCCCCGAUUCUGUGCGCCUAGUCUAUGCAUUUCCGAAAUUCGACUUGGUUGGAAAGAAGCUCUCCUUGACGAUUGGACCGUCGACGAAGAGGGAGGUUGAUAUUCCGUGGCCGGCGUUGGACUUUUUGGUUGAUGCUGGGAGAUGA